This is a messenger RNA of Arabidopsis thaliana (thale cress), 1650 nucleotides long. RefSeq names its product Class II aaRS and biotin synthetases superfamily protein. The transcript is spliced from 6 exons. The record is from RefSeq and is marked reviewed. NCBI's taxonomy places the organism in Eukaryota, Viridiplantae, Streptophyta, Magnoliopsida, Brassicales, Brassicaceae. The coding region runs from base 538 to 1182 and encodes 214 amino acids.
AAGGGUUUUAAGAGAUUAUUUAUAAGACAGAGGGUUUUAAUACGAAGCCGUUUUAGGGUUUUAAUACGACGCCGUUAGGGUCUUUACUCUUUAGGGUUUUUCUUCAGUACUAACGACGUCGUUAAAGAUAUGAAAGUUUGUGAAAAAACAAAAUGCUCCGAUCAAAUUCAAACGGCGGAAAUCAGUAUAGGCGAAAUCUUCCUCCGUCGAAGCUCAGGGGAAUGUCUUCAAGCUCUCAAGGCUUCACGAUUGAUGCAGCCAUGGAGCUGCUGAUUUCGACAAAAUGUGGUUAAUACUCUCGAGCGGCGUUUGUUCUAUAUCCCUUCUUUCAAAAUCAACCGUGACGUCGCCGGACUAUUUGAUUAAGGAUUGUGCUGUUAAAUCCAAUGUUCUUAGCUUCUGGCGUCAAGUAAGUACGGAACAUCAUUCACCUUUCUCUUUUGAGUAGAAAUUGAGACAAAUUUGACAUGAUUCAUAGAGAAGAGUAGAGAUUGUUUUAGGUUUGUUCUCAGAUAGCAUUUCAUUCUUAAGGAGAAUAUGUAUGAAGUGGAUUGUCCAUGUGUGACACCAGAGUGCGGACGGACCACUUGCUUAAGGAUUAUUGCUCCAGACACGAAGAACACUCUAACAAGGCAUUUUUGUGAAGGACUUGUAUUACUACAAUGGGAGGAAAUUUCCCUUUGCUGCUGCUCAAAUUGGUCAACCUUUAGAAAUGAGAUAUCUCAUCGUCAAGGGCUUCUUAGAGUUUGUGAAUUCACGCUGGCAGAAAUUGAGCAUUUUGUUGAUCCUGGGAAUAAGUCACAUCCGAAAUUCUCUGAUGUAGCAAAUUUUGAAUUCCUUAUGUUUCCAAGAGAGGAACAAAUGUCUGGCCAAUCUGCGAAAAAACUUUGCCUUGGCGAAGUUGUUGCCAAGGGAACUGUGAACAAAGAAACUGUAGGCUACUUCAUUGCGAGAGUGUAUCUUUUCCUUGUCCGUCUUGGCACAGACAAGGAACAGUUGCGUUUCCGCCAGCAUUUUGCAAAUGAAAUGGCCCGCUAUGCUGCAGAUUGUUUGGAUGCUGAAUUUGAGAGUUCAUAUGGGUGGAUUGAAUGUGUUGGUAUAGCAGAUAGGUCUGCAUUCGACUUACGUGCCCACUCGGUAGGAAAAGUUGCUCUGUGGCUGAGAGAAAUUUCCAGAACCUAAAGAAGUAGAGAAACUUGUGAUUACUCCUGUGAAGAAAGAACUGGUUCUUGCAUUCAAGGGAAAUCAAAAGCAUGUCGUUAAAUCUUUAGAUAUAGAGUGACUGAAAUCUAUUGUUUUACUGACAUAUUUCUUUGUCUCAUGAUGUUGGUUUACAUUAAACAACAUGCUUCGUGUAAUGUUUUGUUAGGCGAUGAAUGAGCAAUAAGCUAUGGAGAUGAAAGCAAUCUUGGAAACCAAAGGGGAAGUAGAGUUUUACGUAUGUACCCUAAAGAGAAACGUGAGCAUCAAGAAGAAUAUGGUGUCAAUCUCUAAACACAAAAGAAACUGUAAAGUAAUUCAUGAUUAGAUUAAACUAGAGAAAAGGUUCAAAAUCUGUUUUCUAGUAUAUGCCAAAUUUGUUUUCAAACAAAUUUCGCAAAAGUAAUCUGUUUUCUAAAAAAGUAUUCAACCAUUCGAAUGAUCUCAAAC